Molecule: messenger RNA, 2593 nt
Organism: Haplochromis burtoni (Burton's mouthbrooder)
Lineage: Eukaryota; Metazoa; Chordata; Actinopteri; Cichliformes; Cichlidae
Gene: nipal3
Product: NIPA like domain containing 3
Exons: 11
Coding region: 223-1374 (383 amino acids)
Biological process (GO): magnesium ion transport
Cellular component (GO): membrane
Molecular function (GO): magnesium ion transmembrane transporter activity
Source: RefSeq, a predicted model, not a curated record
CACGUGGUUUAAACCGACUGGCUUCCGUCACUAAACAGGUGAAUUCAAUCCGGAAGUGAGAUGCUCCUCGUCUCAAAGAUGGUGUCUUUCUGAGUGUAGAGCUAAAAAAGAAAAAUGGACACGCACAAAAAUGAGCGAUAGAUACUUUACGUCAAAUCAGAAGCAACCGGACAAGGUGAAAUAUCUGGUACUUUUCCGAGAACGCGUGUGUAUCUAACAGAAAUGGACUACAACGGAGCCGAAAUAGGGUCCUACACGGACAACCUCAUCGGGACUUUACUUGCAAUUUUUGGAAAUGUGCUUGUCAGCAUUUCUUUAACCGUUCAGAAAUACAGCCAUGUGAAGUUAGCAGGAACAAAGGAGCAUCGUGCCUUCUAUCGCACUAAAACCUGGUGGUCGGGUUUUAUAUUCACCUGUCUCGGGGAGCUAGCAAACUUUGUCUCUUAUGCGUUUGCCCCUCUUGCUAUUGUAGCCCCUCUCAAUGCCGUGUCAGUCCUGACUAGCUCAAUUUUGGGCUUCAUUUUCCUGCGUGAGAGACUGAAACCAAAGGACUUUGCAAAGCAGUACGGCCUCGUCUUCCUGGGCUACAUCCUUGUUAUUGGAGGGGCAUACCUCCUUGUAUCAUUUGGACCGAACUCUCAUGAAAAACUUAUAGCAGCUAACAUUGUGAAGCACCUUGUUGGAUGGCCUGUUCUCCUGUAUCUGCUCCUGGAGAUUAUCACAUUCUGCCUGCUUUUAUACUUCUACAAACGGCGCAAAGCUAACUACCUCGUUAUUAUUCUGCUACUGGUGGCACUGCUGGGCUCAGUUACGGUCUUGACAGUGAAGGCUGUGUCAGGCAUGUUGGUUCUCACCAUCGAAGGCACCAUGCAGCUUAACUACCCGAUCUUCAGCGUCAUGUUUGUGUGCAUGGUGGCGUCAGCGAUCUUCCAAGCAGGAUUUCUCUCCCAAGCUUGUAAGCUGCACGACUCCUCUCUCGUUGCGAGUGUCAACUACAUCCUCUCCACCUUCUUUGCCGUGUUGGCCGGAGCUGUGUUUUACUUGGAGUUUAGCAAUGAAGACAUUCUUCACAUCUGCAUGUUUUUGUUGGGAUCUGCAGUUUGUUUCCUUGGAGUGUUCCUUAUAACCAAAACCAAGAAAAAGGCAAGGAUAUUUGAGCCGUGCGUCACCUUGAAUAUGAGCAAUGGUGUCCCGACGAUCCACGACAAAGGCCCAGUCAUUCAGCCAGACUACAGUGGUUCCUUCUCCUAUGGGACUCUUGUCAACAACAAUGGAGUGGCUCCUGCUCCUCUCCCAGUCCACCUGGAAACGCCACCGCUCGGACCUAGAACCAGUGAUGCAUCACAAGGCCAUCCUGCCAUAAAGAGAGAUUAAACAUGAGUGCAUCUCCUGAUUCCCAAGUCCUCCAUUCAACAAUUAAUAACAUUCAAGUAGCUACAAAAGGCCAGCUCUGGCCUGACGCUCCUGUGCACAUCCUUGGAAAGCUUUCGUUUUUUAAAAGAUGUCCGCUGUAUUCAUUACAGGAAUGAACAGAAGAAACCCAAAGACUGUUUGAUGGGUUUGCAAACUUCACUUGAGAAAAAGAGACAGUGUUGCGCCUUGAAGCUGCCUACCUUAUACUUGAUGUCAUCUCGGAUACCUCCAGUGAGCACUCCACAAAUAGUUAGCAAUUUGUUCCCAUUCACUUAUCAAUGGGGCCAUACAAUGAUCUGUUCUUCCAUGGAGGACUCAAACCAUGGCUGUUUAUAAUAUAGCUUCUCAGACUUGUCAAAUUAUAUUUUGGCUUUAAAUGUUUCCCUCCCAACUGUCUUCCAUGCACAGUUUUCUGCCUUCUCUUAAUCCUGGGAGUGCACUGCACUGUUUCAUUUGUUAAUGUGACCAAACACUGGGUUGCAGUUGUCUUAAUUUAUUAUUAUGUAUUUAUUAAUCGUAUCUUAAAAGUUUUGAACGUGCCUUGAAAUCUGGUUCUGAACUGGAUCAUUUAUUGUAUAGAUGGUAGCUACAAAUUCUAUAGAACAUCUGUUGAUAAAAGGUGAGGGGAGUCUGUCAGGGACUGUCUUAAUCAGAAGUACAGUUGCAGUAAUUUCAUAUUGGGGGAUCUUAAAAAUUUGCAUCUUAAGAUUAAUAAGUAAAAUGGGUGUAAUAACAGAAUAUAUAAAAAAUGAAGCUGUCCAGCUAAAACGGUGCACAUCGUAAAUUGAACUUGUAACUUUUGGUUGUCCCUUUUCAACACAUGGGAGUUUUUGAGAACACUCAAAUCUAGAAAUAAAAAACGUAGUUGGUGUUACUCUUUUCUGCAGUGUCUUUCAAAUGCAAUUUUAUCAUUAGAUGAAGUGAUUGUUGCCUAAGUGGCACUUUAAGACACUUGCCAUCUGCACAUGGGUCACUGCAUCUCAUCAGUGUUAUUAGAACAGCUACCCGAGGGCUCGUUGCUUUAACACUGUUCAGUAUGUGGUUAUUGUGGUGAUAAUUAAUCUUCUAAUGAAACUGGGAUACUGUUGAAAAACGGCACUGGUAAUGUAAAUGUCAGAUUUUUGUCAUUGUAAAAUAUACAGUGGUGUGUAAUCUUGUCUCAUAAAGUUAACGUAAUGCA